AAUUAUCCUUUGUACAUCCGAAGCACUCCCACAGAGAAUGAGCUCAAGUUCCACUACAUGGUGCACACGUCCCUGGAUGUGGUAGAUGAGAAGAUCUCUGCCAUGGGAAAAGCACUGGUGGACCAGAGGGAGCUGUACCUGGGCCUACUCUACCCAACUGAGGACUACAAGGUAUACGGCUAUGUGACCAAUUCCAAGGUGAAAUUUGUCAUGGUGGUGGAUUCCUCCAAUACAGCCCUUCGAGACAAUGAGAUCCGCAGUAUGUUCCGGAAGCUGCAUAACUCCUACACAGAUGUGAUGUGUAACCCCUUCUACAACCCGGGAGACCGCAUCCAGUCAAGGGCCUUUGAGAACAUGGUAACUUCGAUGAUGAUCCAGGUCUGCUGAGCUGGACCUCUCCCCUAGUCACCUGGAAGAGAGAAGCCUGUAUUCACCCCUGUUUGAUGAUUAUUUAUUCUCUUUCCUCUCCUUGAAUGUAAACCGUGGGCAGGGCUGUGUGCCCUGUGCCUUUCUACUAAAGCGCUCACACGAUGAGAUCUUUGUCCUGUGUCAGCAGAGAGGGCUCAGCUGAGGAUCUGCUAGUUGGUCUCAGAGACUGUGGAGCCAUGUAGGAGCUGUGACCAUAGCCUGGUGAUGUGACGGAGAACAUUGAGUACAAGAGGCUGUGGGCCUUAUUAUCUGAGCAAGUGGGUGGUCCAGAAGGGUGCAGGGUAUGGGGGGCCCAGAGACAGCUCCAGAGGGUGGAGGCAACCCAAGGUGAACAGCCACAUUUCUUCUUUGGCAAGGGCCCUCAAUGCUCUGGACCCACCAUUCAUUUGGCCCUGCACUUGCACCCAACCCCAGCCUCAGGAGGUGCUCAAAUCUGUAACACUUCAUGGAACAUAGCAUUAAAGCAGCUGCUGCUUCCCAUGCAAAAUGAGAAACCCCAGGAGCCUUUCCCAUUGUCAGUAAUCAUGGAGGUCAACAGGCUCCUCAGUGCUGCUCCUAGGCCACACGUCCCCAAGGACAAACCAGGCUCUCCCCAGAUAAAAGACUGUGGCUGUGUGGAGGUGGUGACUAAAGCUGGCCCUUUUGUGUCACUGGACAGUGUGGCUAAAAUGUGGUGUCUUAGGAGAUGGCAGAGGCCUAGAGGACCUGCCCCAGGUCUGAGUCCCCUUUAGAUGUUGCUGCUCCAUGCUGUCUUCAGAGUCUCUGACUUCCCCAAGUCAUCAGCCAAGGACCUCCCCAUUCACAGUAGAGUUUCUCCUGCCUGGGCCCAGCAGGCUGUGACUCGUCCACAUGAGCUGGGUGGGGUAGAAGAAGAGACAGCCCAGUGAGCACAGGGUCAUUGAAAAAUGCAGUAAGGGGGGCUGGAGAGAUGGCUCAGCGGUUAAGAGCACUGACUGUUCUUGCAGAGGUCCUGAGUUCAAUUCCCAGCAACCACAUGGUGGCUCAUAACCACCUUGAAUGAGAUUUGGUGUUCUCUGCUGGUCGGCAGGCAGAAGACUGUAACAUAAUAAAUAAAUCAAAUCUAAAAAAAGAAAGAAAGAAAGAAAGGAAAGAAAGAAAGAAAAAUGCAGUAUGCAGUAAGAAAAGAAGCCAGACUUUCUAACCAAUCGAUAUAAGUGGCAGGUGAAGUUAGAUUGAGAAGUUCACCAAGCAGCUAACUGAACCCAGAUGUACUUGGGUUAAAGGGUUUAGCAGGAGGUUGGGUUUGACACGAGAAGAAAGGCACACCAGUGAGGUGGAAUCUUGGGAUCUUGAGUAUUUAAGGGAGGUCACCUACCUAUUAGCUGCACUGGGGUCUGCAUCUUGUUCCCCAGUACUCCUCCCUCCCCUCCUUACAGACAAGCUGAGGUUUACUGGAGAAACUUGGCUAAAUGCCAUUUGUUUCUAUCCUGUUCACACCAGGACAGGUGGAUAAGGCAUGUAAAAGGAGAGACCUACAGGACAAACCCUUUAAAAGUAGGCUCAGCUGAUGUUUAGAGUACUCAAGACUUUCUGCUUUUUUCCUGCCUGGAACUUGAGUGUAACAGUGGGAGCUUAGGCAUCUCUCUUGAGAGCAUGAAGAUGAGAUAAGGACAUGCAGAUAUGAGGACAGAGCAGAACGGAGCCUGAGUCUGGGCUGAUGGGCUGGCCCUGGACUGUUCACAUCAGCUUUUCAUAUGUGAAAAUAAAAUAUAGCUCUCUCUGUUUAA
Messenger RNA from Cricetulus griseus (Chinese hamster), 2177 nucleotides. Lineage: Eukaryota; Metazoa; Chordata; Mammalia; Rodentia; Cricetidae. The record is from RefSeq and is a predicted model, not a curated record.